UAUACAUUCAAUAUGCUUAAAGCAUUGUCUUUCUUCCUUGUAUUUUUCUGUGUUGCUAAUGGCAAUGAGUCUUGUGACCGGAAGGAGAUGGAACACUUAAUAUGUAGUCUCUGUGGACAAAAGAAAGGAAGUGAACUAUCUACAUCCGGUACACAAAUUGCGUUUUAUGCAUAUAUGUCCAGUAAUAUAAAGAUCAAAACGUUAUCCAAACAAAAAAUAUUUGUUUAUGAUCGUGUUGAAACAAACAUUGGAAACGGAUAUGACGCUAGAUCUGGAAAGUUCAUCGCUCCUGAGAACGGGGUUUACGUCAUACACACAACGACUGUUGCGUACGAUAGAUCUUACAGCAUUAUAGAAAUAGUACAAAAUGGCGUUAUUAAGGACAUAGGAUUGGCUGACGCCUUUGAUCACGCUGACAGAGCCUCUUCCUCAACAUUAACCAUUUUGAAUUUGAAGAAAGGAGAUGUUGUGAAUACCAGAGUUGGUCCACACUAUGGAGGAAAUUAUCUAGAGAGCAUUACGUGGGCCAGAAUGAGUUUCUCUGGAUUUAAACUCAUGUAAAAUAAAUAGUCUGAAAAUAAAUUUGAAUACAAUUAUUA
This is a messenger RNA of Saccostrea echinata, 599 nucleotides long. RefSeq names its product complement C1q-like protein 4. Lineage: Eukaryota; Metazoa; Mollusca; Bivalvia; Ostreida; Ostreidae. The transcript is spliced from 2 exons. The record is from RefSeq and is a predicted model, not a curated record. The coding region runs from base 13 to 561 and encodes 182 amino acids. Gene Ontology annotation, molecular function: protein binding.